GCACAAACUCUCCAUAAUUACUUCACCAAGCAAAGAAAAUGGCCCCCACCACCGCUUAUGAUCGUCUAGCAGAGCAGAAAUGGUUCGAGGAAACCAAGGCCGGAGUGAAAGGCCUGGCGGACGCCGGAAUCACAGAGCUGCCACGAAUCUUCCACGCGCCGCCGGAUUCCCUCAACGGCGCCAAACCCUCUGCUUCACCCGCCGAUCCCGAUUUCACCGUCCCCGUAAUCGACCUGGAAUUUGCGAGAGUACUCCAACAAGACCCCGAGAAACGGAAACAGAUCGUCGCAGAGAUCAGAGACGCAACGGAAACAUGGGGGUUCUUUCAAAUAGUCAACCACGGAGUCCCCGCGAACACCAUUGCCGAGAUGAAAGCCGGAGUCCACAGGUUCUUCGACCAGGACGUGGGAUUGAAGAAGGAAUUCUUCGGCCGCGACAUUACCCAAAAAGUCGUAUACACCAGCAACUUCGAUCUCUACACCGCCGCUGCUGCGGACUGGAGGAAUUCCAUCGUCUACCGCAUGGCGCCGGAUCCCCCGGCCCCAGAGCUGCUGCCGGCCUGCUGCAGGGGAAUCGUGAUGGAUUACUCGGCCGAAAUGCUGAAAUUGGGGGACUUGCUUUUCGGGCUGUUCUCUGAGGCUCUGGGCCUGGAUCCGGCCCACUUGAAGGAGAUGGGCUGCUCGGAGGGAUUGGGGAUCGCGAGCCAUUACUAUCCGGCCUGUCCCCAGCCGGACCUCACCUUGGGGAUUGCCCGCCAUUCGGAUCUCGGUUUCGUCACGGUUCUUUUGCAGGAUCACGUCGGGGGUCUUCAGGUUUUUCGUCGGGAUCGUUGGGUCGAUGUCCCUCCGACGCCGGGGGCUCUGGUUGUCAAUGUCGGCGAUAUGUUUCAGCUAAUCUCCAACGAUAAAUUUAAAAGCGUGGAACACAGGGCACUAGUCAGAAGCGUUGGACCAAGAGUAUCAGUUGCUGCAUUCUUUGGUAAUGAGGGACUAUCGACUUCGAGAAUAUAUGAACCCAUAAAAGAGUUGUUAUCGGAAGAUGAUCCUCCGAAAUAUCACGGCAUCACAGUUCGUGAUUUCUUUUUCCGAUCCUUUCAGAAGGGCAUUGAUAGUAGCUCGAUUAUGUCUCGGCUUAAGCGCUGAAAAUGGUGCCAUUGAACACAUUUUGGGAGUGUGUUGCCGCACAU
Linum tenue is the source of this 1186-nucleotide messenger RNA. NCBI's taxonomy places the organism in Eukaryota, Viridiplantae, Streptophyta, Magnoliopsida, Malpighiales, Linaceae. The record is from the annotation of a GenBank genome assembly.